CCACACACGAAAAGCAAACGGAUCCGGAUCAUCCCCAGAGAGGUCGCAUUCUCUAUUGCCGCGCUAGCCAGGAAUGACGACAAUGCCAAUGGCAACAGUGGCAGCGGUUCCAGUGGCUGCUACAGCCGUACGUCGCACCGCUGCCCGGGCCACCGCCGGUGUCCAACGGCGUCGGGUGGUCAAGAAGCACAUACAACAGAAGUACAUGCUCUGCGGCUUUGCCAUACACGCCUUUCUAGCAACACCCGCGUAUUUAUAUGGCAAUAUUGUGGAAUCGGACAAGGAUCUGGUGCUGCGCAUUUGGCCAGCGAUUGUCUAUCAAGCUACCGGCGAGCUUUGCCGCUCCAUUAUGGAACAUCUGGACACAGAGUAUAGCGGUCGUGCACGGGAAACGAAUCAAUAUAGGCGCAUCUUUCUGCUAGCCACACUGAUUGCAUGCCUAUCGCUGAUGAUUAGUGGCAUAUUUUUCUCGUCCGCCUGGGUGGUGGUCACCACCACCACUCAAACGGUGGCCAUUGUCUUCUACGGCUGCUUUGCGGGUAUUGGCUCCAGCCUGUAUUUGUGGAAAACCCAUGUUAUACUAGAGGCAGUCCGUCCGCGCGAGGACAAAUACGUGCGCAAAACAAUUCAUCUGUGUGGCGAGGCCUUCUGCCAGCUGUUCCUGUCGUUCGUCUUCACCAGCCUGCGCACUCUGUACGGCACGGCACAGUCCAUUGUGCUAAUGUCGGCAAUGCUGGUAAAUCUCAUUCCACUGAGUCUAAUCAUCACUAAGCAUCGGGAGGAUGCAUUUACCACCAAGCGGAUAUCAGUGAUCAAGGCUGAGACUGGUUUCGGUGCAUUGCCAUUGCGUGCCGCGCUAGCGGCUAACUUUGUUGCUGACCAGCUGGACGGGCUGGACACGGCAAUGUCGUGGCGAAAUCCGGCUACAGAGAUGACCAGCACUGCGCCUGCGGCAGCUGUGGCCGCCGCCGUCGUGGAUACGCACAGCAACUACAUGCUCGCCACGGAUGAGGCAUAUGUCACCUAUGUUAACCCCAAUGGCGUCGAGAUUAUGGAGAUAAUACCCGAAGAGGAUGAAACGGUGUCCAUAAUGCGUUCCAGCAAUGCCACCAUCGAUAAUUACAGCAUGUCGCAAUCGCAAGUGCUGCACAAGUCCCAUUCAAAUGGUCGACUCCAUGCGCAAAAUCCGCCAAAUAUCACUGGAACGGGCAGCUCAUCUCCGCUGCCGGAGACGCACGCGAAUCUGCAUCGCAUACGACGCAUGUCACGCGCGGUUACCUCGCAUUUAUGGUGGAAUCUGCUGGAUAAGAUUGCCAUGCCGCUGCAGCAUGCGUUGAUGGUGCCACAGCUGUAUGCCAGCACGCUGCUGCUUUCGGCGGACAUCUUCAGUUAUGUGAUGUGCCUGACUGUGCUGCCGGGACUGGCUGUUAGCCAUCAUGCGCUCAAGAACGCCGAAAUUCCAUUUCUGUUCUCGCUGCUGGCCUUUCCAUGGAUGUGCUUUUCGCUGAUGACGCCGCGUUUCGGUUCAAGCCUUUACAAACGCAAGCUACAGUGGUACACAUUGGGCAGCAUCUGCAAGUGCCUGGCGCUCAUUUUUAUUAGCUUCUCCACAUCCAAGCUGCUGCUGAGCGUUUCGGCUGUGCUGUUGGGCUUUGGCCAAGUGGUCACCGCCUUUCUACAGGAGAUGGUCUUCCAGUUGGGCAUGACGCGCGCCAAUUGGACAGCCAUACGCCGGCCAGUGCACUUUACCAAUGGUUUGCUGAUACUCAUCUGGGGCGCUCUUGCCCAUUGGGUCGUUGUGAACUACUCGUUUCAGGCAACGGUGGGCCUGGCGGGAGCUUUGUAUGGAUCAACGACAUUGCUGUGGAAUUUUUUGUUUUUCUGUUGCCAGAGCAACGAUUAACACUAUCUCUAGCCAUUAGAAAA
Drosophila novamexicana is the source of this 1926-nucleotide messenger RNA. RefSeq lists its product as uncharacterized. The record is from RefSeq and is a predicted model, not a curated record. The transcript has 5 exons. NCBI's taxonomy places the organism in Eukaryota, Metazoa, Arthropoda, Insecta, Diptera, Drosophilidae. Bases 74 to 1903 code for a protein of 609 amino acids. Gene Ontology annotation, molecular function: monocarboxylic acid transmembrane transporter activity.